AUGGCCUCGCCCGGAUCCUCUGACAAUCAGGCGCCUUCAAACCCAUCUACUGUGUGGCAUCCAGCGCAGGAGUGGUUGGAAGACGAUGAGCAAGAUAUGGAUUACCACCCGGCACAAGAUACGGAUGACGACGAUGAGUGGGAGGACCACAUGGAUGAUGGAUCGGAAGACGACGGCGCGGGGAUAGAUGUUUCAGACGUUCCGGCUGCACGGUUAUUUGAAUUACUCGCGUCGAGCGGUCUCCAACACAUACUUCAGUCCAACGGAUGGCCCGGCCUAGCACAGGAUGAGGAAGACGAGGACGACGAUGAAGAUGAUUAUUACUUUAGUGCUUUUAGGAAUCGGCCCAGAACCAGGCGGAGGAGCGGGCCGGUUGAAUACCCUAAAGUGCCUAGCGAUGAGGGCACGGAGUUGAUGGGUGAAGGCCACUUUGGAUCCGAUCAGUAUUACAAACUGAUACCGGGCUCCGCCGCAGAUCGGAUCAUCCAUUACGACGCACGAAGUUACUCUGGACAGUUCUCGGACGACGGAAACUUCUUUUUUUGCUGUGCCCAAGAUUUCCGAGUUCGGAUAUGGACCAUCACAGACUCUACGUUGAGCCCUGAUAAUCGUUUUCUCGUGUACAGUUCAAUACGAAGCAAAGCCUACCUUGCCACAACAGAUCCGGAGGAUGAUUCGGACCCGAGUGUGCUGGACUUUUCCGCAGUACCAGGUCGGAGACGACAGCGGCAGGGCUGGGGUGGUCCUGACUUUGGGGUAUACGGCCGGGAGGUCGUCGCGGGAACAGAUGAGGAUUCGGUGAUUGUGUUUGAUCUCGAAACGAAACAGACAGUCCUGAAUCUCCGAGGUCGCCACCAGCACCAUGUCAACGCGGUCUGUUUCGGUGACUCUUCUUCUCCACAUAUCCUCUACUCUGGCUCAGAUGACACGACACUUCGGGUCUGGGACCGACGGUCCAUGGGCGAUGGGCGAGAAGCAGGAGUAUUCAUGGGCCAUACCGAGGGGCUGACCUACGUCGACAGCAAAGGCGAUGGCCGGUACGUUCUUUCGAACGGCAAAGACCAAACCAUGAAGUUGUGGGAUUUGCGAAAGAUGAUGACCACCGCCAAAUUUGAUACUAUUGAUCCCAAUAUCUAUACAACUGAUUUUGACUACCGCCAUGGCCCAUACCCCGACGACUGUUACCAGCCACACCCGCACGACUGCUCAGUGGUCACGUUCCGUGGCCAUCGCGUUCUCAAGACUCUGAUCCGCUGCCACUUCUCCCCUCCCGGAAGUACCAACUCUCGGUAUGUUUACAGCGGCAGCGAAGACGGCAAAGUAUACGUGUACAACCUGGACGCCACCCUGGCAGGUACGAUCGACGUGAGAUCUGCAACGCAAAACUCGCGGCCCCGUGAGCCAGAUCCCUUCUCCGCGGCGUAUGGGAUGGGCGGCGAGAUGAUGUGGCGGACCUGUGUCCGAGACGUUAGCUGGCACCCGAAUGCGCCAGUCCUGGCAGGUAAGUGA
This is a messenger RNA of Penicillium lagena, 1509 nucleotides long. Its product is annotated as WD40 repeat domain-containing protein. NCBI's taxonomy places the organism in Eukaryota, Fungi, Ascomycota, Eurotiomycetes, Eurotiales, Aspergillaceae. Bases 1 to 1509 code for a protein of 502 amino acids. The record is from RefSeq and is a predicted model, not a curated record. The transcript is spliced from 5 exons. Gene Ontology annotation, molecular function: protein binding. Gene Ontology annotation, cellular component: Cul4-RING E3 ubiquitin ligase complex. Gene Ontology annotation, biological process: proteasome-mediated ubiquitin-dependent protein catabolic process.